GUCGAAUUCAUUCAGUUGCCGGUAACUACGAUCGUGGAAGCGCGUUUCACCGCGACUAGUUUUCCCGCGAAAGCAGAUAGUUACACACUUUUCUUAUUUUCAUUAUAGCAAGGGAUUGCCCAAUUUUCUGUUUUUAUGAUUAUUUAGAUUCUAUGAGUAUUUUUACAUAGAUUGUGGAUGGGUCAAGGUGCAGUGUAUUAGAAAUCGGGCAUCAUGCCAGUUUGUUUUGGUAAACAUUGAGAUAUUAAAAUACGCAAUAUUAUAAUUAUUAAGUCUGCUAUGGUGGCUCCGUAUCUCGUACUAUGAUUGCUUACAAAUAAUAAAGUACUUUAAUAUCUAACCGCGCUAUGUGAUCUGGAAUAUGUUAAUCGUUUAACAUACGCAAGACAAUUGGAAAUAAACAUCAAAAGUAUUCAGAUCAAUAAGGAAAUAACCUUAGGAAAUAACAUAUUUGAGCGAUGUUAUCGUGAUAUAAUUAAAUUAGAACUGUUAUGAAGCUCUAAUAGUAUGACUGAAGAGUUGAAAUCAGCUACCCAAGAAGGGUCAAGCCAAGUAGAGAUCGAGCCAAUAAGAAAUAUAACCAAAAAAGUUCAUGUGCCUCAGAAAACCUUGGAGUCGAGAUUAUGGGAUCUUUUGCAGCCUGUAGCCAGAUUAUGGGGUCUCAUAACGGCUGUAGUAAUGAGCGGUGCUGGGGCAGAGCUAACUGUAUUGCAAUACGACUUAGCACCGGCUUUGAUAGCCGGCGCUACCCUGGUAUUUAUUCUCGAGACUAUGUGGGUUAUAGCCCUAUUCGUUGACCUAUUGGGUCGGCGAGGCGAGUACACACUGGGUCUUCGGUGUUGGGACUUCAUGAGGUGGUCCUGCGGGAGGGCCAGAGCGCCAUUCUACGCGUGUGCAGCCACCGCACUAUUGUUUGCCAACCUGACAUUACUUACAACAAUAUCAGGUGGUAUGCUGCUAAUCCUAGCAGCCCUUCGCGCCGCAGUUCCAUUCUCUCCCUACGCCAACCACGGACCCCAUUCGCCCAGAGCGGGGAGCUCUUUGCUCACCCAGCAUGAGCCCAAUCUGCCUGAUGUUUAUUAUAAUGCUGCCAAUGCUACUGACGAUAAGUGCGAGGAGAUGACCGUCAUAAACGUAAAAACUCCAAGUAAAUCACGUUCCGUUACGCCCAAGCCAUCCCUUUUGGAACUUUAGCUUAUUUUAUGACUUUUAGAUAAUUAUUGGUACAAAUAAAGAUUUAUACAAGUAUGAAAAAAAAUACUCAUAAAGUCAUAAUUAUUGUAGAUUGCAUAAUGCUGGUUAUAAUAACAAUUAACACUGCACUAAAUCGUUUGUUUAUUGUGUUAAACCUUAGUGUUAAACGAUAACCUAGGCAUAAUUAAUAAUAUUAUUAUAUUCGUUGAAAUAAGAAACUAUUUAUAUUUAGCUACAAGUUUUAUUUAUUUUCUACUUUUACAAUGUUUUUUGGUUUUUCUAAAAUAAAACCAUCUGUGAUAGUUUAAUUUCUACAUUAGGAUAUCUGUGCCCAUGUUUUUGUAUUUUAAUUAUGGUGUUUAAGAAAUAUUCGAAUGAUA
Messenger RNA from Colias croceus (clouded yellow), 1574 nucleotides. RefSeq lists its product as uncharacterized. The record is from RefSeq and is a predicted model, not a curated record. The transcript is spliced from 5 exons. NCBI's taxonomy places the organism in Eukaryota, Metazoa, Arthropoda, Insecta, Lepidoptera, Pieridae. Bases 508 to 1194 code for a protein of 228 amino acids.